UGUCCCAUUCAGUUGAUUUCCUAUCACUUCCUGCCCCAUAGCCAAAACACAGGAAGUGAAAGGAAAUCCCUCCAAACUGAGGGAAUCCCCACCCAAUCUAGUGUCCCCAUUGGAAGAUUCCCCCUCUACUCCUGUUCUGGUGACAACCCAAAAAUUUGGCAUUUUCUUUCUUCUUUCAAAAAUCAGGGGCGGACUGACAACUCAUGGGGCCCCCGGGCAAUAGGGGAUCAUGGGGCCCCUGUCUCCUUGCCCAAACUCAAAAAAGCCUAUGAAAAAGGUACGAGGGGCAUCUCAUGGGGCCCCCUACUGACCCAGGGCCCUCGGGCAGUGCCCGAGUUUCCAAAUGGUCAGUCCGCCCCU
This is a messenger RNA of Staurois parvus, 360 nucleotides long. Lineage: Eukaryota; Metazoa; Chordata; Amphibia; Anura; Ranidae. The record is from the annotation of a GenBank genome assembly.